Molecule: messenger RNA, 2377 nt
Organism: Ceratina calcarata
Lineage: Eukaryota; Metazoa; Arthropoda; Insecta; Hymenoptera; Apidae
Gene: Cdc6
Product: Cell division cycle 6
Exons: 5
Coding region: 622-2274 (550 amino acids)
Biological process (GO): cell division; mitotic DNA replication checkpoint signaling; DNA replication initiation
Cellular component (GO): nucleus
Molecular function (GO): DNA replication origin binding; ATP hydrolysis activity
Source: RefSeq, a predicted model, not a curated record
UUAAAGUCGAGAUAAUCCAUCUCCUGGCGAUACCGGCCGAAGUCGCAAAUGUACUUUGGCAUCAGUAAAUGGGCCCUCGCCACUAUGCUCCUCAUCAAUCUGUGAGUGCCAGAAUGGGAAAGGUUCUGGAGCCGGAAACAUCAUGCUACGUUACUUUUCAAUUUGCCAGUAGAGGACCUGAGCUUGUCCGAUAGGUUGGGUAUAUACAAGGUGGUGUAUAUAUAUAUUUAUAUACCCCUACUCCUCGGUAUCCUUACCUUUCCCGCGUUUCAAGCUGUCUUCCCGCGAAAAACAGCGAAAACCUAACUUACUUCAAUGAACAACAUCUUUGCCAUUCGGGGAGUGUUGAAAGUGCGUGAACUGCCGAAAUAAAUAAUCAGUUCAUACAUUUAUUUUAUAUGAAAGAUGUGCAUGAGAUAACGACAAGUCUGAUUCGCGUCCAAACAGUUUUUAAUUUAUAUUUCUCCAAAAAUAAUUGGUUAUUGCAUGUAGGUUACCCAUAGUACAAAGUAACGAGAAAACGUUGACAAAUUUUAAUAAAAUUAAAGGCUUGCAAAUUAAGAUCUGUACAAAUUUGUGUCUUGCAUGUGCUAGUAAGCUUUAUAAAUAACGUAUAUAAAAAUGACAAGUAUUCAGACGACGAUCCCAUUUACUGAACGGAAAAGGUGCUCUUUCUAUGGAGCUAAACAUAAAAUUGAAAACAAAGAAGAUUUUACUAACGCGACCGUCAGGGAUUCUUCUUACAAAUAUACACCGACAGUGAAAAAGAUUAUCACAUUAAGUAGUAGCGAAUCAGAUUCAGAUUCUGACGUGGAGAAUGCAAUAAUAAAAAAUAAUGUAAAAGUCUGUGAUCAUACCGCGGGCAUACAGACCCCGCGACGUACUCGAAAGUCGAGCGAAUCUGACGAAGAGCAUGGUUCCACUCCUCCAAAACAGAGAAAGAUGGGUCAGCUCCCAACGUCACCAUCAACGCCGUCGACUCUUUUUGACAAGUUAAAUUUGAUGUCGUCUCCUGAGAAGGAAGAUAAAUUAGCUCCUAAGAGAUUGUUUGGAGCAGAAAAAUAUCGCAAUGCUCGUAAAGCCUUGCAUAGUUCAGUACCUGAUAGUUUACCUGGUAGAGAAAGUGAAUUAGAAAAACUGCACGAAUUCAUGGAGGAACAUUUGAAAAACGAAACAUCAGGCUCAUUAUAUGUGUCAGGACCUCCUGGAACUGGGAAAACAGCAUGCCUUUCUAAGCUUAUGCAAAAGACUGAAUUCAAGUCGAAAUUGAAAGUCGUUUAUAUUAAUUGCACAACUAUGAAAUCUGCUGCUACCAUUUACGCAAAAAUCAUUCAAGAAUUAGGGUUGAAUGUGAAAAAAUCUGCAAAGAGUAAAGCGGUUAUAGAAAAAUAUUUGACGACGAAUCACAAGAUGUUACUGUUGAUUCUAGAUGAAAUAGACCAAUUAGAAAGUAAAAAACAAUCUGUCUUAUAUUCUAUUUUUGAAUGGCCUUCGAUAAAUAAUUCUAAAUUGAUAUUAGUUGGCAUUGCCAAUGCCUUGGAUUUGACGGAUAGAAUAUUGCCUAGAUUACAAGCUAGAUGCGAACUGAAACCAAAGUUGAUGCAUUUCUCUCCGUAUACGAAACAGCAAAUUUGUAAUAUAAUAUCUGAAAGAUUGAACGAAGCGAAUGUGUCUGAUCUGUUUACUGAACAUGCGAUGCAGAUGUUGUCUGGUAAAGUUGCUGCUAUUUCUGGUGAUAUAAGAAAAGCAUUGGAUAUCAGUAGAAGAGUUAUAGAACUUGCAGAAUCUCACAAAGUGGCACAAGUUCUGCAGCCAACCAAUGAUAAUGAAACAAACACAGGUAGCCCUAAGAAACAACAGUCUCAAACGGUAAAGCCAGUAGAUUUAAAGGAAGUCGUCACAGUUCUAAACGGCGUUUACGGCGGGUCCCAAAAUAUUCAAAAAGAAGAAAGUACAUUCCCGUUACAACAAAAACUGCUUCUUUGCUCCCUCUUACUUAUUUUAAAUAAAGGACGAAACAAAGAUGUGACAGUGGGAAGAUUGCAUGAAGUAUACAAGAAGAUCUGCAAGAAACGGAACAUACACGCAGUUGACGGAUCUGAAUUUUAUAGCUUAUGUUCAUUGAUAGAAACAAGAGGUAUCCUGAAAUUGGCGAGAAAAAAGGAGCCACGUUUGUCGAAGAUAAAUUUGGAAUGGGAUCAAGAAGAGUUGGACGCAGCUUUACAAGAUAGAAACAUGAUGGCAGAAAUUAUUAACGAUGUGACUUGCUUAUAGAUAUUUAAACAUUUAAGAACUAUUGAAUUUUAUACUGUUUUCUUUAAUUGUUAAAUUGGCAUAUUGUAUUUUUCGAUGUAUUAACAGUACCUUUUAAAAAACU